UUUGUUGGUGAAUGCUGUAGUGAGUUGUUUCUCUACAGCAUUGGGUUUGGAAGUUCAAAAGUGACUGUCAUACUUCCUGGAUUAGCUGCACGAAGCAUUUCUUUGUGUAGUCAGUUGAUAGGAUAUGAUGGAGAUCAAUUGAGCAGCCUGAUCGUCUUCGUAAAAUACAUCCACACAUCAUUCCCUUUCUUGAUUUGCUUGAAAAGCACAAGUAUUAGUUGUUGUCGUUACCUGUGACUCAGGGAGUUCUUGUCGUAGGAACACAAGUACAGGCUACCAGAUAUGGCCCUUGCAGCACGGCUGCGAUGUCCUCUGCACAGUGCCAUAAUUGGAGUGCGGAGUUGUGCAUCUCAAGCCCCCGCACCACCAGCACCCUUUAAGUCUAAGGACACGAAGGAGAGCACCAGCUCAACUCCCAGCUCCAAACCUCGGCCUGCACCCGUUGUGUCUGAAGCAAGUACCACUGCUCCGCGGGGUGGCAGGGCUGCUGCUAUCGACAAGCCUAAAACGUUUGAAGUGGCUCACCUGGGCGACUUUGGCGAGAAAGUCCCAGAGAAGUUUAUACCUGUGUCCAGGCGUUUUCUGAUUCGUCGCCUUAUCGAGGACAAGUCACUUCUGAAUGGAGACCAAUCUGGGAAAUUUGAGCAGUUUGCUCUGGCUUUGAACCAGUCUGUUGCUACCCAAAUGGUUCAUCAUUUAGAUGAGAUGAAGCACCUGUAUGAUCCGCUUGACCCGGACAAAGACACCAUGACGCAACACCGGCUAACGCGUAACGAGUACCUGGAUCACGAGUUCUGGUUGCUGCGGCAGCUUGGCCGCGUACUGGAGAAGGCCAACUUCCAGCGACUGCCACACCACCUGGUCUGCGAGGAGAUGCGCGAGCACCACACCAGCGAGGGUGUCCGUGUCAGUGUCAAUGUCAACUCCUACGACACUCUGCAGAUCUGGACUCGAGGGAAGGGACCCGUGCGAAAUGAUAGAUCUGACAGCCACUUUGUUGUCCGGGCCGGCUACUGGUGUGUUGACGCUUUGAAGAACCGCUUCAACCCGCCACCGAAGGGCAGCGAUGAGGCGUUCAGACGUGUUGUGUUGUUGGCCAGGCAGCACCAAAGUGACAAGCUCAUUUUGAAGAUAUUCCGUGACGUACCCUGUCGAAGGCUGGAGACUCUUCUACCCGAUGGUCGUGUGGUCAUGUCCAAGCUGGAUCGCUACAUGCUGAUGACUGGCAUCAGCAGCGGUGUAAUGACGCUAUCACUCAAAGCCAUUGCAUUCCUGCUGGACUUGCAGAUCCACUACAUGUGGGUGGGCGCACUGCUGGUCGGUAUCACCACGUUCCGUGCGUGGCUGGCGUUCAAGAACAAGCGCAACUCCUACCUGGCACAGCUGACGCAGAUGCUGUACUUCCACAACGUGGCCAACAACCGUGCCGUAUUGGCACAGCUUAGUGAUCGUGCCGGUGAUGAGCAGUUCAAGGAGGCAUUGCUUCUCUACACGUUUGUCUUGUCCAGCAUGGCUGAGGGCAGCAAGAUCCCGGCCAAUAAGUUUGAGCUGCAGCGUGCCAUCGAGGAGUGGCUCGUGCAGCAGUUCAAGCUGCCGAACGAGUCGUUCCGCUUUGACAUGAGCGACGCCAUGUCAUGCCUGCAACGCCUGGGACUGGUGUCGGAGCGCGGUCGAGACAGCACGCUCCUGACGACGGAGAUCGCCGAAGCUAUUCUCCUGCUGCAGUCUCACUCGAUCACCAAGGCUACUCCAUCUGGUAACGACGUGAUGGAAGUUGCGGAGGGAGAGCUGGCAGAUGACGGCGGACCAACUGCUCCAUCUGGAGCUUCGUCAAAGUAGACUGGUUGGGUGGCAUUGUUCAGAUCAUAUGCUGUGCCAGCACAUUAUGAACUGGCUACCAGGGACACUACAUGCAGAACAAUUUGAUUAGAUUUAGUGGUGGCAGUGGUAGUCGUGGUACUACUUGUGUACUGUUGUGCUGCCGUACACUGCUGCUUUGUUGUUCGUCAACGUGUUUUGGGUUUUUUCACCCGCUGUCAUCACUAGCUCGCUGGGCAUAUGUUGUGACAGGUGAGGUGCAGUGUUGCUCUCACUCGCUUGCAAUGCUAGUCUGUGCGCUGGUUUCACAUGGCGCCUAUGCCGCUGCAGUUGAGUUGACAGUGGUGCAUUGAACUGUUAGUCACAACCACCUGUGCCUGCUACGCUGUACAUGCACUAUCUCGCCAUGGCGGCGAGUCUUGCAUGGUUUUUGCUUCUUCUUUUUCUUCGCGAUGUGGUUGCAUGCUAUUCAUGCCCACACCUGUAGAUUUUGUCAACUUGUUUUCAUUUGAAUUUUGCCUGUAGAUUUUACCAAUUUUCAGUUUUGAAUUUUUGUCUCUUCUGUUGUACCGGUAUGUCUA
Molecule: messenger RNA, 2399 nt
Organism: Sycon ciliatum
Lineage: Eukaryota; Metazoa; Porifera; Calcarea; Leucosolenida; Sycettidae
Product: transmembrane protein 143-like
Exons: 5
Coding region: 283-1839 (518 amino acids)
Source: RefSeq, a predicted model, not a curated record